Thunnus maccoyii (southern bluefin tuna) is the source of this 6816-nucleotide messenger RNA. It is a transcript of the gene fam89a, whose product is annotated as family with sequence similarity 89 member A. Lineage: Eukaryota; Metazoa; Chordata; Actinopteri; Scombriformes; Scombridae. The record is from RefSeq and is a predicted model, not a curated record. The transcript has 2 exons. The coding region runs from base 293 to 838 and encodes 181 amino acids.
ACACCCACGUGAUGUGCAUAUAAUAAUCUCAUUUAACACUUAGUGAACCUUGAACAUUUACCACGUCAUGUGCCAUGUUUAUCAAUCAUGCUUUAAUUUUGAUUAUCGUACCGGAAAUCACAUCACCUCAUUCCGGCUCAAUUGACGUAGCGUCGCUGACCGCCUCGGCAGAGAAAAGCACGGCUGUUGCGCGUUGUGUUUGGUACGGGACACGGUUGUGUACUCUCUCAGGACUAAACAGUCGAUAUCAGUGUAAAUACUAACAUUAUUCCGCUUAGCAGCACACAGGGCGAUGAAUGGUAAGUCAGCGAACGGUACGGCGGGAGGAAUGGCCUGUAUCGAGGGUCUUCCCCCGCUGCCGAAGAGCCUGAGCGGCUUGCUGAACUCCAGCGGCGGCUCCUGGAGAGAAAUGGAGAGGAUGUACGUAAAGAAGACCAUGAUCCAGGACGACCUGAGCAGAGGCAGGAACAACGCCGACAACCUCCUGGCAAACAAGCCGGCCAACCUCGACGCUGCUCUGGCUCUUCUGCGGAAAGAGAUGGUGGGUUUGCGCCAGCAGGACAUGUCCCUGCUGUGCCAGCUGUGGUCGCUCCACGAGUCCAUCCAGGAGUACAAGGGGAGCUGCCAGGACCUGAGCGCAGCCUCCAGCCUCAGCAUGAUGGAGAACGGCUACUUCGACGAGGAUGAUGAGUAUUACCCGGAGCCUGGCGCCACUCCCACCGGGGAACAGCCGGACGGAGAGGUUGGAGACGGGACGGCAACAAUGGCAGCGGCCAAGAAUGGGAGCAGCAGCAGCGGCAAGGACGACAGCUGGGACUCCUUUCACGUCACCAUCUGAGGCCUCCGUUCCCAACAUUUCUUCUGUAGACAGAUACAUAUUUUGGGGGUAAAAGACUGAGUUAGGCUGGAGGAAAAAUCAAGUGGCUCUGGAAAGCUUUUGGCCUCCGAGAAGGGAGUGGUUGGUUAGAGAUAGCAGCUUAUGGUAUCUCGUUACCAUAGUAGACUAUAAAUCUAAAGCUCCAGCUUAACUUCAACUCCUCCUCAGGUGAAACAUAUACCUGCUUGUGCUGCAGAAUGUUUUCUUUUUGUUGUUGUGUUUUUUUGCAGCGUGAUCAGGAGCUUCAUUUGACUGCGGGGCUGAGCAGUGGGGUGUUUUGACUUCUUAACACCCUGUGAAACACUCUGGAGUUAAGAUGGAUUGUAUUCAAAUACUCCAAGACUUCCUAUACUCAAAAUUAGGCAAUAUAUAUAUAUAGUUCUUUUUAUAAACAGCUCUGCUGCUGCUUCUAUAUCAAGUGGUUUUGCUAGUCAGUCACCCUUUUUGGCCGAACUUUUCUACAUAUGAUGAACAAAGUUUUAUUAUUUAUUAUAUAAUAUAAAUAACAUGAUAUUUGCUUUCCUUUUACUCUGUGGAUGUUUUGUACUGCAGCCCUACCCAGGUACAAGGGUACAGCAUUUACGGGUUAGAAAUCCAAGAAAUUUAGAAGAGGGCGGGAUUUCUGAGCCGUCGUCGGUGUAAAGAGACGAUCGACUUUUACAGACAUAUUGACGGAGACGGUGUUUGUGUUUCUUUUUAAGUGGUGAAAUCGUUCAUUUACAUAAAUCCAGAUGGUCUGGAGAGAAGUUCUCAGACCUCAAGUACGGAGAGAUAAGUGAAGCGCUCACACCUGAAUACAGUGUAAAAAUGUUUGAACGCAGAGGUCGAGGACUUUUCUGCCUUUUUUCGAGAGAGCAGACAUUUAUUCUGAAAAUGUGAAAUGUUCAAAAUGCUGGAGACAGUUUUUUAGCUGUUUGCAUAGAAUUUAAACCUGGAAGCUCGGUGUACUAGGCUGCAGAUAGUUUACUUCCAUGAACAUUACUGCGACAGCACAUCACGGGCAACUUUGAUGUGUCACUGUUUCCUGACUUGUCGGUAUGAAAGAUUGCAUCCAUGUGAUGGUGUGAAACUAUAUAGUUUGGAUCUUGCAAAUUGUGAAUAGUCUCCGUUUUAGUUCUGCCUUUUAGUUACGAUACAUCUACUGAGAAGUUCAAGAUCAUUCUAGUUUACUACACUUGGAUCUUAAUUGAAUUGUUUUGGCCAUCACAUUGAUAAUAACGUUGUACAUGCCUUGUACGUUUUUGAGAUCUGGAAAUGUGGAUAAAAAGAAGUCAGAUGAGCAGUCAGGUCGAUCUCAGCGAUUACUUUGCUGAAUGCAAUAUUACCAUAUUCAAUGGAAAUGACAGCAGUUCUAAGAGCUGAGAAAUAUCCUUUGAUAUAGGUAGCAAGAGCUAACUAGCCAGCAUCAAUAGGAAACAGGAAAUAAACUGGAUAAAAUGACUAAAGAGCUUAUUAUGAAGCCCAACGCUGGAGUCAGCCAUUCACCAUAUUACCAGCUUUGAGACUUUUUACUCUUAAAAUGUUGCAAACAUUUGAGCGACAGCGAUCGACUACGAUCAACUCACGUAAUUUUGCACUUGCUAGUUCGAAUGUUUGUUCAUUUAUCAAGGACGCAUUAAAAAAAACAAAACUGCAUACAUUUGAUUAGCUGACGACGGUCUUUGAGUUUAAAAAGUUUUGGUCUUAACAAGUUUGUUGAGCAGCGACACAUCAGCCAGGUCUUGUCUGGUCAAUGUGGCUUUUCUACACAGUGAAAACACACUACUGUAGCUCUGAACCUGUUAGCAAUUAUUAAUUACGUACAGGGUACUUUAUACUUUGUAUUUUUACAUUAAGAUCUUAACCGAUCUCCUAGCAACACAUACUCUGCUGCAUGUAGCUAAUAUACAGGCUAAAGGCCAGUCUGAACAUGUGAGACCUGUCAGAGAGAUGUAGUAGGUAUUCUCUCAGUGUUUUAUUAUACCUGCAUACCUUCUAGGGGCUGUUUAAUUAUCCGAGUCUCAUCCUAAAUAGAUGAGCAGUUUUUAUUACUCGUCAGUACUCGUCACUAACAAGAUUGUAGCGUUUUUAAUUCAGGAGAACUCGCCUUCAUUGUAUGCCUGUGAACAAAACAGAAAAAAAACCCUCCUCCUGUACACUGAAAUAUGCCCUCCUGAUGAAUAUCUGCUUGCCGUUUUUGAAAAGUGUUUUUUUAGUUGAAUCUUUGAACAGAAACGCUCCACAAAGGCAGCCUUACUUCAAACUCUCGGUUGUCUCCGUUGUCCUGCGACAGGCAAAGACAUUUGGAUGUGCAAUACUAUAACUCCUACUACAUAUACGAAUGGUCUGCUCCGUCUUCCUUAAUAUUUAAACUCGACAUCAAAGGUCUGUGCUGAACCUGUAGCAUGCAACUCCACUGCUGAAUACACAGCAGCUGUUCCGUUAUUCAAACUACAGAUAACAGACUUUAUUCUGCCAACACGCACCGUCACUCUGAGAGGGUGACCGUUCAUUUUUUUUCAGUAUUGUGUUGAUUUAUUGUGACUGUAUAGAUCAUAUGACGUCAUCUGUUUGUUGACUUGGUCCGUAAUUUCUGUGCUUGUGAAACACAAACCAAAGAAAGUACAGCACUCAACAGUGAAAUGUGUUUGGUUUAAGGCGUCGAACGAGACGGCGUCCUUGCUAACUUCUCUAGAAUGAUUUACUUAAAAGGUACAGCAUGCAAUGAUAUCUGAUGUCUUGAAGAAUGUCUUUACAAGUCAAUUUACAGCUGAUGAAUUGAGUCGGACAGUUACUAUAAGCAUAUUUGUUCUGUCCUUUUUAAGGUGUAACAGUUCACGGUUGCAUUGAUGAUAUGCCUUUAGCACACUUGAAAAAAAACUGUUAUUUUAAGAUGGAAAACACACAGUGUUUGAUUUCGUAUCACGUUCUUGUGAAAGUGAUGUCACUGACUGACAAGUGAAAGUCUAAACGAUGCUUCAUUUAUUAUAAAACACAUCUGCAUUUACACAGCGAGUUUGCAAAGAGCUCUGCAGUGUAAUGUCAAAGGAAUAGUUUGACCUUUUGGGGAAAUAUGCUUAUUCAAGAGUUGGAUGGGAAAACCAGCACUCAUGUCUGUAGGAUAAACAUGAAGCUACAGCCAGUAACUGGUUAGCUUAGCUUGGCAUAAAUACUGACUAUCUUCUGGCCCAGCAUCGCCUCUAAAAAAUGUUAUCUUGUUUGUGUGAUCUGUACAAAAACCAAAUUAUAUAAACGACACAUAGUUUUUUGGAGGGUUGUGUGCAAGGCUAUAAGAAACUGAAGGAGCAUAUUUCCCAAAAUGUCAAACUACCCCUUUUAACAGUUUGAUCAUUUCCAUCCAAAAUGUGAGGUCAAUUCAUCCUUUCCUUCUGAUUCAAGUUCUCAUCAAUUGCAAGAGGUAUUCUACCUCUCACACACCUGUCUCAUAAACAAAACUCAUCACUACCUACUCACUUUACCCCGUUAAUAUCCGUAAUGUAUUUGCAAGUCUCUAAAUAGAACCAGAAAAUGACUUAGAGACGUCGAUAAAAUACGAUGGUAUUGGCUCCAUCAUCAAAUAUGUUGAAUGUUUGGUUUUUUUCUCACAGUUUUUGAUGAGCCACAGUUGAUUUGUCUGUACAGUAAAGCUGAAUCUGUAAUAUUUGUAUUUCCAGUUAAAUGACCUGAUUUCACUUGAUACAAAUGUCCGGUGUAUGGCUGCAUCCAAUCACCAAUCUGAAGCUUAAAGCACAUUUGAUUAAACCAUUUUUAAUCAAUGCCGUUAAAAACACACCAGUAAAAAACUUUUCAUUGGAUGUCUUCACAAUUAGUGCCUUUUGUAAAACCUUCAAGUCGCAAACCUGUGGCGUGCUGUUCAAGACGGGGACGAGAAUUUGCUCAUAACUGUCGAUCAUUUGACUUGCUUGACAUGCAUUUGGUUUUUAAAGCUGCUACAAGUAGACCUAGAAACUUUAUGACUUUAGCAACCUUCUAAACCCUUUAGUGGUUCAAUCAAUGCCACAACGCAGCAACUACACAUCCAGAAGUGUCCCAGGAAGAGCCUAUUAGUUGACGCUGUGGUUACAGAUUUGGAUACAUGUGUAAAAAGAUUCCUCCUCAUGGUUUUAUUCACUCUGAUCUUAUUCAAGUUCUGCCAUUUUUUUGUUUGAUGUUUUUUACUCCUCUAUCAAAGGCUCCUUUGGCAGUUUGACGAGGGCGUUGGGAGUGGUGAAUUUGAGUUUUUCAUGCUCUUCGUUUUUUCUCUUGGUUGAUGCCCUCCAGAAACAGUACACAUUGAACAUUAACUACGCAAUAUACAUAUAAAAACUCAGUGAUUACAUUGUUUUUCUUCAAAACAAACUGUCAAGAUUCAUUUGAGACCAGUAUAGUGAGGUACGUCUACACGUAGCAGCUUUAAUUUCCAAACAUGUACCAGCCUUAAAAUCGGUCAUAUCAUUUGCAAAAAAAAAAAAAAGCAACAUGGUGCACUCCUCACUUGUUCAAACAUUCCAAGUGUUCAGCUAUAAUUUUGCACUUGCUUGAGGCUGUUCUGUGUGAAAUCCCCCCACCCCCCCCAAAAAAAAACUACAACUACCUGCUCCUCUUUGAGUUGGUCUUUAUGACACUCCUACUACAACAAACUGAAUCCAGCACAAGAGAAAUAGAAGUGGGAGCUUUAAAUCAAACACCAGCAAAUUGCUCCCCUGAAAUCAUACCAUCAUAGUGUUUUUCCUAUUUCUGCAACAUAAAGAUUCCCCUUUUUUCAUGUGGUUAAUGGACAUGUGAUGAUGUCACCUCAGGGGAAGCUUGUGGCAAACUGUUGUCUGUGUUGGUUCCUCCUGAUAAGAAAUAAUCAACUUGAGGGGUAGAAAUGAUGUUAAAACGUUUGAACACAAUUAUACCUGUAAUGUGUAAUUUGAUGGUUUUGUUCAUUGAUAACAUGAUGUUAUACCCACAUACUUCCAGCAACUACAGUGGAUUCAAAUUUGAUGUAAAUCAUAAAUGUUUGGUGCGAGUCUCUCAAAUGAAAGACCUUUCUUUCUAGAGCUGCCACAUUGCACCAAUGUCGAACAAUCACAUGGAGAAAUCUGUCAUUAGAAACGGCAGAGAGACCAAUUUUUCACUUGAAGUGGCCUCAAUAGACCAGAUUGCAUUGCAACCACAGAGACUUGAUGUGUUUUGACUAAAGUGAGGGGUAUUGCUGCAAUCACAGUCACGCCUCAGCGUUCACGCCCAUGCUCAAGUGGUUGUUAAAAAGCAUUCAGGGAUAUAUGGGACAGAUUUGGACAUGGGUGCACCAACAUAGCAAAUGAUAACACUUGAUUAUUAUUAAUGAGGGAGGGUCAGUGGGGAAAUUUUCCCUUUAACAUGCUGAAACAGGCUGUGAAAUGACACCAUAUUUCGGCUACCUAAAACUAUCUUUGCCUCCCUGAAAACAGCCUGGAGUUACAUAAAAACACAUAGAAACGUCAUUUUAAGACAAACAUAUUGACCUGUGUCGAGACCUCGUUUUAGUCAGUUGGAUUUUAGCACAUGAAUCAGUCAAGAACAGCUGUUUUUACAGACAGUUAUUAGUUAUUACUGAAUAUACAUUCAGAUUAUAAUCCACCUUUUCUAAUUACUGGCUUUAGCUGUUAAAUUGGUUUGAAUCUGUCUAAUUUAAUGAGAUACCGGAAAAGUGAAAUGUCUUAACUUCAUAUUUAUACUGUAUAUCGUUCAUCAUAAUCAUUCAUUAAAUCACAAUUAUAGUGAAAAGAAGGUUUUAAUGUGUUUUGUGUUGCAUAGACAAAAUGAGUUUUCACAGAGAACAUGUGAAAGCUGUUUUUACCGUCCACCAUUCCUCCUGUUGUUUAACCCGUGAAUGACCAUACUACUGUUUCUUUGGACGAUAGUCUCAAUGCUCUCUUAUCAUAGUUAUUAUACUGAUAUGAAUUUAAUAAAGUGAUUCCGUUACGUUUCAA